Linum tenue is the source of this 2315-nucleotide messenger RNA. Lineage: Eukaryota; Viridiplantae; Streptophyta; Magnoliopsida; Malpighiales; Linaceae. The record is from the annotation of a GenBank genome assembly.
CAAGUAGAAGAAGGCGAGAGGGAGAGUGAGAGAGAACAACCCCACAUCCACACAACAUAAUUUUCCAUCCGGCUACUGUCGUUUCUGUGAUCGGCGACCUCUCUCAAUGGCGGAACCAGGGGACACCGCGAAGAAGCAGUCACAGAAUCCACCCAAUUUCGUCACUCUCGUCCAGCUCAAAGAGCGAUGGCUGAAGAAGAAAGCGGAGGAGGAAGAAGAGAGGAUUCGGAGGCAGCAGCAGCAGGAACGGGAGGAGGAGGAGCGACGCCGGAAGCUCGUAGAGGCUAAGGAGGAAAAUGAGCGACGGCGGAAGCUCACUGAGGCGAAGGAGCUCUCGGGCUCGGAGGUUGUGCGGCAGAAUUUCGGAACCUCGAGUCGCUCGCGCCAAAAUCGAAACCGGAGGACGCAGGGCAACGUGGUGGCGACGGUGGGUUUCGCUGAGGUCGUUGAUGAUGGAGACAAAGAUGACGAGGAUGAGGAACGAUUGUGGAGGGCCAAAGAGGCGAAGGAGCACGCAAAGUCGGAGGCGGUACGGAAUUCCGGAACAUCCAGUCAGUGGCGCCAAAAUCGAUUCCGGGGGACGCCGGGGAACUUGGCAACGGAGGCUCGCGCUCAGGCCGUUGAUGACGGAAACGAAGACGAUGAAGCCAUCAAGCUUAAGGAAGAGCGGUACAGAAGAAAGAAGGAGCUCAAGGCGGCUAAGAGGGCGAGGGAGAAGCAGAAGGUUAAGGAAGCAGGUAAGCAACCAGUGGUAUCCGAGGCUGUGAGUAUACGGAGUGAGAGUAUGGAAGUUAUGAUGGAUUCUCAACGGAAACAUGAUAAUGUCGAGAAGCAAACCAGUAAAAGAGGUUCGGAGAAUGGAAAUGGGAAGAGUGUUACGCCUAGGAAACCCCAGAGAAGGAACAAGGGGAAGAUUGGUAAUUUAGAGAAAAAGGGAACUAAACUGGAAAUCGAUGAGAAGUUGGGUGAGCUUACAAUGGAAGAAGAGAGUGGUAGUGGGUUUGAAACUAGGAAUGGCGCUAGUUAUAUUGUCGAGAAGGACAUUAGUAAAACAGGAGCAGAGACUGGGAAUGGGAGUGUUCCAUGUAGGAAACCCCAGACAAAGUACAAGGUGAAUAUGGAGUUCCGAGGGAAGUUUGGCGAUGUGGAGAAAGAGGGAAGUAAAGUGAAGAUUGAGGAGGAGUUGAACGAGCUUUCAAUUGCAGAGGAGAAUGGUGGGUUUGAGACUAAGAAUGUUGAGAAGCAAAUUAGUAAAGGAGCAGAGAUUGGGAAUGAGAGUAUUCCUUCUAGGAAACCCCAGAGAAAUAGCAAGGUGGAUAAGAAGUUUGGAAGGAAGCUUGGCAAUAAUGCGGAGAAAGAGGGAAGUGAACUGGACUUCAAAGGAAAUUUGGGGGAGCUUUCAAUCGAAGAAGAGAGUGGUGGUUUUGAGACUAAGAAUGGCAUUACUGAUGGGGAUCAGAAUUUUCCAUCUAGGAAGCCUCAGAGAAAGAGCAAGGUGAAUGUGGAGUUUCGAAGGAAGGUUGGCAAAAAUGUGGAGCAAGAGGAAAGUAAACUGGAGAUCGAGGGAAACUUAGAGGAGCUAUUAAUUGAAGAAGAGAAUGGUGAGUGUGAGACUAAGAAUGGUGUUAGUGAGGUGAAGCAUGGUAGAGGUCGUGGAAGAUUGAAUCGCUCUGAACGUCAGAAUGAUGAGUGUAAAGAAAGAAGCUAUAGGAGAUUUAAUGGUUCGAGAGGAAGGGGGAAUGUUCGCGGUGGUAGAGUUUAUCAGAAUGGAAGGAUGCGAGGUUAUAAUGGAGAUUGCGAGCUUGGAGUUUGGGUAAGGAAAGGAGAUGUUGCUGGUCCUGGUGUUGAGAGCACUGUGAAGAGUUCAAAUGUUCUGUUGCAGGAUACAAACAUUUAACAAAUGGUAGACUGCAGAUGGCUGGCUAGAGAAGGAGAACUAGUUGAAGAUGGGACAUGCAAAUGAGGAAUUGUAGAAGUGUGGAUAUAAGAAGAAAGGAGCUAAUGGAAUAGGAAAGUAGAACAGUUCUAGUUAUAUCAGACUCGAAGGGAAACCUUCGAUGAAGUACUUGGUUUUGAUGACCAAAGUCUCAGGAAUAACGAUUUUUUUUUUGCCUAAUCAGCCAUUUGCUUAAUCACAUUCUUUUGUGCUGUAACUCUUGAAUCUCGUCUUGUCUUCCAGGUCCAUGGCUGAAUAUGAUGAGUGUGAUGCUGAACAUUAUUGCUUCAUUUAAACUGAAUCUGAUGAAUGCGAUGUUGAUUGUUGAGUGAACAUUAUUGCUUAAAUCAAAUUUAGCUCCGGGCCUAUUGGAAGGCUG